AUGCCCAUGUCCUUGAGCCCACGAGAACGCCGUCAGCACGAGCAUGAUGGUGGCCACAAGCCAGCUCAGAACCUUGAAUUGCGAGCUUCCGAGCCAGGGAAACAGCGCGGCCAGGUCCCAUGUGCCGAUCCAGAAUCCGACGAUGUUGAAGGUGCCGAUCAUGCGCGCGGCCCACGCGUUGGCAAUCUGCUGCUGGCCGCUGGGCACCACGUCGACGAUCAGCGCGCGGCAGGACGCCUGGAUGACGGCGAUGGAGAAGUCCAGAAUGUAAAUGCCGGCCGCAGCAAACGGCACCGUGUACCUGUUGACCGUGUCCUGGUCACUGUUCGGCAGGAACCAGCCGACGAGGUUGGCGGAGUGCGACAGAUACAGCAGCGACAGCACCGUCGCAAGACAGCCUCCGAUGAUGAACGGUCUUCUUCUGCCCCAGUCGAGGUUGCACUUGUCGCUCAGCAGCCCGACGAUCGGCUGGCCAAAAGUGCCCGAGAGCGGGCCGGCUAG
Molecule: messenger RNA, 501 nt
Organism: Ogataea haglerorum
Lineage: Eukaryota; Fungi; Ascomycota; Pichiomycetes; Pichiales; Pichiaceae
Exons: 2
Coding region: 1-501 (166 amino acids)
Source: RefSeq, a predicted model, not a curated record